Dufourea novaeangliae is the source of this 3083-nucleotide messenger RNA. Its product is annotated as transmembrane protein 245. NCBI's taxonomy places the organism in Eukaryota, Metazoa, Arthropoda, Insecta, Hymenoptera, Halictidae. The record is from RefSeq and is a predicted model, not a curated record.
AAAAAAUGUUAUGAAAACGAAACGAAACAAAUUCGAUAGAUCUUUCCAGAGAGAACCAACGAUAUGUAGUGGUACGUAUAUACUUACAUAUGUAUGUACAUGAACAUGGGGCAUGGGGUUUCGCAGCAGACGAUACACAACGAUCAACAAAGAUACAGACUGCAUUGCACUCAAUUGCAUUACUUUACUCAUGCGUGGAACCGAGCACGGUACAAUGCGGUGAUGAGAAGAUUCAAAAUUGAAUAGCAAGCGCACGAAAGUGUCACCGAUUACGUAUUUAUACACGAUGGACAAUAUACGACCGCCAAUGGAUAACCUUUUUAACAUGCUGUCAGGCUUCAGUGCGGGUCACGAAAAAGCUUUAAAACAAGGCAUUUAUAAUGCCGUGGCAUUGUUCAUCCUGUGCCUGAUUUCAACGGCCGGGUACGGACUGUACAUUAUAUUGAGACCAUUCGUGAAACCCUUAAUAUGGGCUCUGUUAUGUGGUUCUGUUUUAUUCCCAUUCAAAUGCUCAUUAACUACUGUUGUGCAGUCAUGGUUCGACAAAACAGAGCUGUCUCAUACUCCGCUGAUCAUAAACUUAACGCUGUUACCUGUACAAAUAGUGGACAAAGUCUCCGACAGCUUGGGAUCUUUUCUAUGGAGUCACAUAAAAUAUAUUGCUGGUAUAUUCUUACUGGGAACUUCAAUUCUUGGUUUAUAUUAUUAUACACCUUACAUAUUGAGUUGCCUUAUAUGGAGGAUAUGUAUGAUCUUUAAUUUUAUUUUUGGAUUUUUCAUAACAACGUGUAACAUUUAUAUGAUUUCUAUUUUACUUAUCGGAUAUUUAUCCGUAUUAUAUGUGUACUGGACGCCUUUCAAUUCAAUUCAUUUUCGUUAUACUGCAUUUGUUAUAUGGUUCUGUAUAAGUCUAUAUGUUUCUAAUAUAUUGGGAGCCUAUCAAGUUGUUGUAUUUAUUUUAUUACAACUACUGUGCCUGGUAGGAUUCGUUUAUGAAGUAAUACUCAUUAUGGAGAAUCAAGAGUUUCAGGGUAAAUACAUGACAUUCGUUGAAGCAGUACAGUUUACACUGACGAAUAACUCAGUCGCAAGUGUUCAGGAGGAUCCAUUAUCUCAGCCAAAGAACGACAAGUUGAUAGAGAAUAGCACAGAGGUUGAAGACCAAGAAACUAUAGGACCACUAUCUGCCCCAACAACAGAUAGUGGGUUCAAUAUAAAAUUGUAUAGGAAAUCAAUAUCAUUGGAUGCCGAUGCUCGUACUGCCUUAACAAGUAGCAAACUACAACCGACUAGUAAAGUAUCCAGCAGUAGGUGUACACCAGUACGUGAUCGUUAUGUUUUACGAAGAUUGAAAACUGAAUUAAGACUAUCUAUAGACAGUGAGAAUGACGAGGUUGAUACAGAUAAAUACAUGUAUGGUGCAUUGUACGCUUGCAUUAGUAUGCUUCUAUGGAAACACAAGUGGAUGAUAUAUAUUUUGAUGGUUCCAACAUCUGUUUAUAUUGUGAAGCGACUUGGUAAUUAUUUUGGAUUGUGGGAAAUGAUAGGGAAUCGAUACAACAUUGUUAUGAAAGUCAUAAAUGCAUGGUGCACAGAGAGACAUUGUGCACUUUUGCCAGCUAACGUUAGAGGUUUAUACAAAGUUGUAAUCAUAAUCGAUCAGAAGUUAACAAGAGCAUUGAAAGCAUCUGUUGAUGCGGUGGCAACUACUGCUGUGAUCUUCGGACUCCUUGUGUUUACUGCUUGCACAACUAUUUUUAUAACAAUACAGGUUUACACAGAAGGAAUGCAUCUAAUCCAAGUUACGGGAGAAAUUCUCAAUUCUUCUUUAAAUAACCCGGACAUUGAUUGGAUGCCUGAACAGUGGGAAGAUUCAGUUAAUAGUGUACUAGACAAUGCUUACACGUACGGGCGAAGUGCCAUUUCUGACGGAGUAAAAGGUUUAGUAAAGGAUUUAGACCCAGUGAAGGCUGAACAAAUGGAGAGAAAAGUUUUAGAACUCUGGGACAAACUUUACCAGGCUUGGGUGAUGUCCAGUGAGAACUCAGAUUUAGUCGGGUCCAGUGUUGAUGUUACAGCAGCCUAUUCAGUUUGGGAAAGCUUCACAGAAAGCUAUGGAAAGACACCCUUACAACUAUUUAAUAUGACUAGCAUACAGAAUUUUGUAAAAGAAAACAUUGGAAUUUUCAUGUCAGUUCUAGAUUCCAUUUGGAGUAUAGUUAAAGGCAACAUGUCCGUAAUACUGACAAUUUUUACAGAAUUAUGUUAUAUCGUACUUAUGAGUGGAUCAGCGGUUCUUAACUUUGUUCUUAGUAUGGUAAAGAAACUUCUCAGUUCUAGCAACAAGACUUACAAACCCAUCGAAUUAACUACCGCGUUUAGUCCCAUUAGUUGCGACAGCGUUCUGCAUGUCGAAGGAUUUGCUGUGGCUUUACAGGAAGCUGUGAUUGGAGUAUUCGCCGCGACAUUCAAGCUUGCAUCGUUCUUUGGUAUGUGGACGUGGUUCGUGCACAAUUUGUUUCAAGUGAAAAUUGUUUACUUGCCGUCCACAUUUGCAACGAUACUCGGGGCUGUGCCAUUCUUGGAUGCAUAUUUCGCUUGCAUCCCGGCUACCUUGGAACUCUGGUUCACUCGGGGAUCUAUGGUUGCUAUCUUAUUUUUUAUGUUCCACUUUGUUCCUUGCAAUAUCGUGGUAACGGAGUUCUACAGUGAGAUCAAAGGCGGCGGACAUCCUUACCUUACGGGUCUCUCGAUAGCAGGUGGAAUCUUCUGUUUAGGAGUACAGGGUGCAAUCUUUGGACCUUUACUAUUAUGUUGCAUUAUGGUAGCAAUUAAUUUAAGUCGUCGCUAUCUUCAUUCGCCUUCGGAGAAUGUUAUGCAAACAUAUUCUGAAAUGAAAGAUUAACGUAAAUAGGUGAGGUGAUGUAUGUAUGUAUGUAGUUUGUAAAAACUACAUAUAUUUUUAUAACAAACAAUUUGUAAAACGGCGGAGAAUUUCGAGUUUGUGGAGGAAUUAUUAAGAACAUGGCUCACGCCAAAUGAUAACAAUUUACAGAUGCCUUAAACAAAGCUUAUACUGCAAA